AUGUCUUACAACCCGUACCCUCCUCCUAACCAAUACCCCCCAUACGGCCAUCCUCCCCCACAAGGCUACCCCGGUCAACCCCCCUAUCCCCAGCAACAAGCGGGUUUCAGCAGUCCCCCUCCGCAAGGCUACUAUCCCCCGCCGCAGGGCCCAUACGGCCAUCCCGCACCGCAGGGUCAGUACGGUCAUCCACCUCCCCAGGGCGGCUACGGCGCACCACCACAAGCACCCUACCCCCCAGGUCCCGGCUUCCACGCGCCCUCGCCACAGCCUCCGUAUGGCGGCCCUGGAUACCCUCAGCAUGGCGGACCAGGACCAGCUCCAGGUCCCUACGGCGCACCACCCGCCCCAGCCGGCCCAAACCAUUUCGCACCCUCCCCAAUGCCCCACGGCCCUCCCGCGAUGCCCUCUCUCGGCUACACCCCAGGCCAGCUAGCCCCCGGCGACUACAGACAGCAAGCCGACCUCCUGCGCAAAGCAAUGAAGGGCUUCGGGACCGACGAAAAGACACUUAUCCAAGUCCUCGCGAAGCUCGACCCCCUACAAUCCGCCGCUGUCCGCUCCACAUACUCCUCGCACAUCAAGCGUGAUCUAUACAAAGACGUCAAGUCUGAGACAGGCAGCUAUCUCCGCCAGGGCCUCCUCGCCAUCAUCGACGGCCCGCUCAUGCACGACGUGACACUCGUCCGCGAAGCAGUCGACGGCAUCGGCACGAAAGAAUGGGUCCUCAACGACGUCCUUCUCGGCCGCUCAAACGCAGACCUCAACGCCAUCAAAACCGCCUACGAAUGCACCUACCGCCGCUCCCUGCAGAAGGAUGUAGAGGGUGACUUGUCGUUCAAGACAGCGACGCUCUUCGCCAACGUCCUCCGCGCAAACCGCCACGAGGAAUCUACCCCGAUCAACCCGCAGCUCAUGCAGGACGAAGCCAAGGCCAUCCACAACGCCACCGCCGCGCGCAUGGUCAACAACGUCGAUGAAGUCUGCGGCAUUUUCGCGCGGUCCUCGGACAAUGAAAUCCGCGCGAUCAACCACGCCUUCAUGGACCGCUACCACACCACUCUCGAGAAGCACAUCGAGAGCCAGUUCUCGGGACACAUGAAGGAUGCGCUGCUGCAUAUGCUGCAGACCGCGCUGGAUCCUGCUAUGCGGGACGCGGUCCUUCUUGAGGAUUGCAUGAAGGGCAUGGGGACGAAGGACGAGAAGUUGGUUGUGCGGGCUGUGCGGGUGCAUUGGAAUAAGGCGCAUUUGGAGCAGGUCAAGGGGGCUUAUCGGCAUAAGUAUAAGACCGAGUUGGCUGCUAGAGUGCGCGGGGAGACGAGUGGGGAUUAUGGAAGGUUGAUGGUUGCUUUGGUUGAGUAG
Aspergillus chevalieri is the source of this 1362-nucleotide messenger RNA. RefSeq names its product annexin. Gene Ontology annotation, molecular function: calcium-dependent phospholipid binding; calcium ion binding. The transcript has 2 exons. The record is from RefSeq and is a predicted model, not a curated record. Gene Ontology annotation, cellular component: cytoplasm. Bases 1 to 1362 code for a protein of 453 amino acids. NCBI's taxonomy places the organism in Eukaryota, Fungi, Ascomycota, Eurotiomycetes, Eurotiales, Aspergillaceae.